Molecule: messenger RNA, 1200 nt
Organism: Alternaria ethzedia
Lineage: Eukaryota; Fungi; Ascomycota; Dothideomycetes; Pleosporales; Pleosporaceae
Exons: 2
Coding region: 1-1200 (399 amino acids)
Source: RefSeq, a predicted model, not a curated record
AUGCCUGCGCCACUGGCCAAAGGCACCGGCCCGCGCUUCGCAUCCCCGCAAGCCAACACUCAAACCCCGCCGCACCGUCCUAACCACCCCUUCACAUCAGGCCUCAUAAUCGCCGCGUCCGUCAUCGUCGCCGCCGGUAUCGCUAUCUACGAGUCUCCCCAAGUGCGACAAUGGGCCGAUCAAACCCGCCGCAAGAUCGCCAUCGCGCUGCAUAACCUUGGCGAUGACAUUCAGCCUCGACGCCCGAGCGAAUCGUCCGAUGACUUCGAAGCUAGGAAGCAACGGAGGGAGGAGUUGAUCAGGAGGAAUAGGAACGAACUGAUCAGGCGGGCGAGGGAAGAGGGUAUUGCUGUCGAUCUGGAUGAGCUGGCGAGGAUCGGUGCUGAGACGGCUGAGGUGGCUGCCAGGCGGUCCAGGGCUGAUCGGACGAGAAGCUUCGACGACAUGGUUGGCAGCGAUGGCAUGCUCAGGGCCAACGCGACGGCAACUGGCACAGACAACUCGAAUGGCAAUCUCAAGAAGCGUGGUGCUGCUGGCUUUGCCGCCGGCUCCGCUGCCGCUGCUACCAUGGCCAACCCCUUCUCCGACGACCAAGUCCUAUUCGACCACGACGAAGACGAAGCGCCCUCACCCAAGCCAUUCACUUACGAAGAACCCGCCGCCCGCGAAAGCUCCGCUACAAUCGUAGCCGACGUCCCCUCCACACCCACCACCGGCACACUCGUCGACCUAACACCCGACCCCGAGCACUCCCUCCCCGAGAUCCCAUCGCCCGCGCAACCCCCCCAAGAAGACGCCGACCAAGCCGCCCAAUCCUUCUACUCCUUCACCUCCUCGCAAGCAGGCGAACCCACUCCAUCCCACCCCUUCUUCGACGACAACGACGCCGAGCACCUCUCCACCGGCACCCUAACCCCGCGCUCCGAGCGCUCCAUGACCAUGAGCGGCUCCGUCGCCUCCGCCCACGCCAACGACAUCGCCAUCCUCAGCAUGCCCAACAGCGAACAAAACGACACAGACCACGACGCGCGUUCAGAAAGCGGGUUCACAGAUGCCUUUUCCGAGGGCGGCUUCAGCGAGUUCGACGGCGAUAGGCAGGGCAUUAUGACGCCUACGAGCUGGACGGAUGUGGGUAGUGAUGAUGAUAGUGAGUGGGGUGGUGCUGGACAGGCGGGGCACGUGAGUCAGAUACAUCAGUAG